This is a messenger RNA of Fusarium mangiferae, 990 nucleotides long. RefSeq lists its product as uncharacterized. Bases 1 to 990 code for a protein of 329 amino acids. The transcript is spliced from 4 exons. NCBI's taxonomy places the organism in Eukaryota, Fungi, Ascomycota, Sordariomycetes, Hypocreales, Nectriaceae. Gene Ontology annotation, molecular function: dioxygenase activity. The record is from RefSeq and is a predicted model, not a curated record.
AUGUCCACUCACCAACUCAACUUCCCCAUCUUGGAUUUCUCCAAGUUUGGGCACGACUUCAACUCGUUUGCCGACGAGCUAUUCAAAGCUAGCGCAGAAUGGGGCUUCUUCAUUCUCACCGAGCAUGGGGUGCAAGGAGUUGACCGCAUGUUUGAAUUGUCUCGUCAAUUUUUCGACUUACCUCUCGAUGUUAAGGCUGAGAAACCCAUGGAUAGCGAGGCUAUAGGUUUUGAUGGGGAUAGAUUGACCAGCUUCGCCGCAUCCGAGGGGUUCAGCUUCGGUAAACCAGCUGGGGGCUUGCUCACAAGCAGCAACUUACCAGCAUGGUGGGACCUAACAAAGCGUAGCGAGAUCGAGGCGUUCAAGGCCGAAUGUGAAAUUUUGAGCCGCUCCGUGCUCUCCUGCUUCGCUUUCAAGAUGGGUUUGGAUAAGAACUAUUUCAAAAAUAACCAUACAUCCGACCCCGGAAACACGCUCAAGAUGAUCAAAUACCCACGGUUUACCGAGCAGCCGUCUGAGGUACCACGACUGUCUGAACACACCGAUUGGGGAAGCAUCACCUUUGUCUUUACCAGUCAGCCGGGUCUAGAGGUGCGGGACCCAUCGAACCGAUGGUACGACGUUCCACUGGUGCCGGGAGGGAUCAUUGUAAACAUUGCCGAUGCACUGUCACUUUGGACAAAUCAGAGCCUGAAAUCAACGAUGCACAGGAUCAGCUGGGCCAACUUAGACAUCAACCAGGACCGAUACAGUAUCGCCUAUUUUACCAAUCCUGAUUACGAUGCCUUACUGUCGCUCUGUGACGAGGAAGACGAAGAGCCUGCGCUGUCAUUCCGAGACUACUACAAAGUCCGUCUAGGGCUCACCUUUGGUUCCAUCAGGAACGGAUCGGAGCUGGCGUCUCUCGAUCCUGCCGUUGUGAGAAGGAUAGAGAAGCUUCAGGUAGCCAAUUCGGGGAAACUCAUAUCGCACAGGAUUGAAAGUAGCUAG